Molecule: messenger RNA, 1218 nt
Organism: Mauremys mutica (yellowpond turtle)
Lineage: Eukaryota; Metazoa; Chordata; Testudines; Geoemydidae
Product: 3-beta-hydroxysteroid-Delta(8),Delta(7)-isomerase-like
Exons: 4
Coding region: 74-769 (231 amino acids)
Biological process (GO): cholesterol biosynthetic process
Cellular component (GO): endoplasmic reticulum; membrane
Molecular function (GO): C-8 sterol isomerase activity; steroid Delta-isomerase activity; cholestenol delta-isomerase activity
Source: RefSeq, a predicted model, not a curated record
GGAAAGUCCCCGGAUCCCCUUCCUGACACCAUCUCUCUGUUCCUUGGCAGUGGGAGUCCCUGUCUUGCCUGCCAUGGGGCUGGAGGCCGAGCCCCUUGCCGCCCCCCACCCUUACUGGCCCCGGGACCUGGAGAUCGGGCGCUACGUCCCCAACGACCGCCCCACCUGGCACAGCCUGGCUUUCCUCUUCUCCGUCUCGGCGGCCCUGCUGGCGCUCACCUGGUGGGCCGCCGGCUGGCGGGGGUGGACGGGGGCGCCCAUGAGGCCCGGGCGCCGCCUGGCCCUCUGUUGGUUCGCCAUCUGCGGCUUCAUCCAUGGCGUGAUCGAGGGCUGGUUUAGCCUCUACCACACGGAUAUACCAGGGGACCAGUCCUUCCUCUCCCAGCUGUGGAAGGAGUACGCCAAAGGAGACAGCAGAUACGUCAUAGAGGACAACUUCACUGUGUGCAUGGAGACCAUCACUGCCUGGGCGUGGGGCCCGCUGAGCCUCUGGACCGUGCUGGCCUUUCUCCAGCGCCAGCCCCACCGCUACAUCCUGCAGCUGGUGGUGUCACUGGGCCAGCUGUACGGCGACGUCCUGUACUUCUACACUGAGUACCGGGAGGGCUUCGCCCACAGCGAGAUGUGGCACCCGCUCUACUUCUGGUUCUACUUUGUCUUCAUGAACGCCCUGUGGAUCAUCAUCCCCUCCAUCCUCCUCCUCGACGCCUGGCGGCACCUGAGCGCUGCCCAGAGGGCGCUGGACUCUGUCAAGGCCAAGAGACACUGAUGCCUCACUCCCCCCUGCCACCCGGGAUGGGGGUAUCUGGCACAAAACUGCCCCGGGGGGGCUGAAGAAUGAAUGAUGCUCAGGGAUUGGCGUGCGCAGGACUCUCUCCCUGGCUCUGGGAGGGGAGUGGGGUCCAGUGGGCUAGAGCUGGGGGGCUGGGAGCCAGGACGUCUUGGCUCUUUUCCCAGCCUCUGUGAGCGACAUUCAAGUUUCUCCAAGCCGCCUUUACCUGCCGGCCUGGUGGGGAGGGACGGGUGAGAGGGGGAGGAGAUCGCUAGCAAGGGUGGGGGAGAUGUCUGCCUCCCUAUGACUUGUUAUCCUAGCACCCCCUCCUCCGCCAAACCCUCCCUGGUCCCAUAACCAAAGCUCUGACCCCGUCUCUGUGUGCCCCCAAUAAUGCCCCCCUUUGCCUCCUGACUGGCUGCAGGGUGGGGGAUGCUGGGACCUUA